GUCAAGUCUUCAAGUUUACUUAUUAUAUUGAAAAAGUUGUACCGAGAGAAAGAAUCAGCGAAUUAAAAUGAAUGAUCCUUACCUUCGAUAUCAAUACGACGGGGAACCACUGCUGGAUGUUUAUAAUUCGAAAAAUAUCAAUUUGUCAGUUGGCAUUCCUGGUCCUGAUUUAUUGCGUCAUUGUGGGGAUAUGAUGCUAACAGCAAUGAAACACCGAUUGAAAGAAGAAAGUCGGGAAAAUAAAUAUUAUCUAUUUCAAUAUGGUAUCAAUCCAGGUUUAUGGGAAUAUCGGAAUGAAUUAUCGCAAUUCCUAUCGAGAAGAUAUGGAGAUACGGUUAAAAGGGAGAAUUUAAUUUUAACCUGCGGUGCAGCAUCUGGAUUACUAUUAAUUAUUAACAGUAUUAUAUCUCCAGACGGUGUUAUUUUCGUUGAGGAAUUGACGUACAUGCAUGCAUUAGAUAUGUUUAAACAUUUUCCACUUAUGAAAAUAAUUCCAGUUCCAUUCAAACGUGAUUGCAUUGAUCUCGAUGCUUUCGAACAAUUACUUCUAAAGGAAAAGAAGCGACGCUUCACCAUUAAUAAGGAAAAGAUAUUUUGGGCAAUGUUUUACGCUAUACCAACAUUUCAUAACCCAACAGGAAAUACUUUAAAACCUGAGUUUUGUCAACGUUUAGUGCAAAUUGCUCGGAAGCAUUCGUUUCUAAUUGUCUGCGACGAUGUUUAUAAUCUUCUUCACUAUGAGGAAGAAUUUCCACCUCACAGAUUAUUUUUCUAUGACGAUCCAGAGGAUGAGGGUUACAAGGGUGGAAAUGUCAUAUCGAAUGGAUCGUUUUCGAAAAUUUUGUUUCCCUCUGUUCGUGUAGGCUGGAUGGAAUGUAGUCCGAAAAUUACCGAAAAUUUGAAGAAUUCGGGAAUCCUAAACGGAAGUGGUGCGGUCAACCAUUUUAUUUCUGGAACAAUAGCAAGUUUAUUGCAUUUAAAGCUUGAAGAUGAGUUUCUAGAUGUACUAAUCGAAACUUACAAGGAAAGGUUAUUGAAAGUCUGCACAAUAUUGGAUGAAUUUCUUCCUCAAAGUUGCUCCUAUACAAAGCCUAAAGGUGGCUACUUUAUUUGGAUUGAACUUCCUCAAGAUAUAGAUGCGUCAAUUUUCAAUGACUGGUGCAAAAAAGUUCAUAAUGUAAGCGGGAUUCCCGGAAUUCGUUUCUCUUGCACCAGAAAACAUAAAAACUUUUUUAGAAUAUGCUUUGCAUUUCAUUCGACUGAAAUUUUAAAAGAUGCCGUAAAAUCCAUAUGUCUGGGCUUAACAUACUAUAUUGUAAAUAUUAAUGAAAUUUUUUGAGAAAAUAUUAUUUAUAACACUAUUAGACGAUGAUAAAUUAGGAAUUUGGAUCUUAAUAUGGUAAUCCUGUAUAUAAAAGCAUAAAGUAAUAAAAAUACUUCUAAUAGUAAUGAUACUUUGGUUUAUUUUUGAACUCUUUGUAGAAUUAAUUUUUGAAAAACAUAAAAUUUAAAUUUCAAACAAUAGU
Leptopilina heterotoma is the source of this 1526-nucleotide messenger RNA. RefSeq names its product 2-aminoadipate transaminase-like. The coding region runs from base 68 to 1339 and encodes 423 amino acids. The record is from RefSeq and is a predicted model, not a curated record. NCBI's taxonomy places the organism in Eukaryota, Metazoa, Arthropoda, Insecta, Hymenoptera, Figitidae. Gene Ontology annotation, molecular function: pyridoxal phosphate binding; L-2-aminoadipate:2-oxoglutarate transaminase activity. The transcript has 8 exons. Gene Ontology annotation, biological process: biosynthetic process.